Cylas formicarius (sweet potato weevil) is the source of this 1170-nucleotide messenger RNA. Its product is annotated as polygalacturonase-like. Gene Ontology annotation, cellular component: extracellular region. NCBI's taxonomy places the organism in Eukaryota, Metazoa, Arthropoda, Insecta, Coleoptera, Brentidae. The record is from RefSeq and is a predicted model, not a curated record. Gene Ontology annotation, molecular function: polygalacturonase activity. The transcript is spliced from 4 exons. The coding region runs from base 13 to 1131 and encodes 372 amino acids. Gene Ontology annotation, biological process: pectin catabolic process.
AGAAAAGCAACGAUGGCGUUCAAGCUACUAGCGCUGACGAUACUUUUUGUAGCCUUGGGAGCUCAAAGCUCGCCAACACCAGACGCGUCGUGUACAAUCAACUCGGUUAACGAUGUGAACACGGUUGUGUCUAGUUGCACAACCAUUACGGUGGGUAGUUUUACUGUUCCCGCCGGGACCACCAUGAUCAUGAAUUUGAAGCAAGGAUCCAAAGUAUCCUUUACCGGAACAAUCGAUUGGGCUCAUAAAGAAUGGAACGGUUAUCUUCUCGAAAUCAUAGGAAACUCCGUCACUGUCGAGGGUACAGGAAACCACUUGUUCCACGGACAUGGGGAGCAGUACUGGGACGGUUUGGGCGGAGCGGGUACCAAGAAACCCACAUUUAUGUAUCUGAAGGGUACCGAUUCAACGUUUAAGAACUUCAAAAUCAAAAACUGUCCCAUGAGAUGCGUCGCUAUCGACGGAUCGAACAACUUAGUUGCGAGUGGUUUCACCAUUGACAAUGCUGAAGGUGCACCGGGUACCGCAAAGAGUGGAAAGGAAGGUCACAAUACCGACGGUUUUGACAUCGACAAAUCGACGUACGUUACUGUCAAAGACGCCACUGUAACGAACCAGGAUGACUGCGUGGCUAUCAACGGCGCACAACAUAUCACCAUUGACAAUUUCCACUGCAUAGGAAGUCAUGGUUUCGACAUAGCCACUGGAAUGUCGUCCGACUAUGACCAAAACGUCGUUCAGAACGUCACUUUCUCCAAUUCCGUCCUAGAUGGAGGAAUGUACGGAAUACAUAUUUUGACGUGCAACGACGGAGGCCAAGGAAAAGUUGAUACGGUUUACUACAAAAACAUCAAAAUUAACGGACCAUCGGAUUAUGGUGUAAUGUUCCAACAAGAUUUCUCCAACGCAAAGCAAGGAUCCACCGGCAAUCCAACGGGAAAUGUUCCGAUAAGCAACGUUUACGUAAAUGGCGUCAGCGGAACCAUGAACGGGCAGUACUCAUCGGCAGUAACAAUCAGAUGUGCGGCUUGUUCAAACAUCUCCUUUGAUUCGAGUUUUUCGAUCACGGGUGCCAAAGCCAAGGACGAAUGCAAAAACUUCCAACCUACUGGCUACACAUGUAAAACAUAAUUUUGUGCAAUAAUAAAUUUUAAUUGUUUAAUAAGUUAA